AUGGCUCCUCUUCGUGUUAAGAAACCAAACAAGUCGUAUGGUCUUGAUGAUGAUUUGAAGACAAAGAGGAUCUUUUUCAAACGGAUAUUUCCGGCUUUUAAGAAGAAAGCUACAGAGCUCUCUGUUCUUUGCGGCAACUCUGUCGGUUUCAUCUGUUACGGUCCCGACAACGAUCUUCAUGUUUGGCCUGAGCCUAAAGAUAACCCACAAGCCUUACCAGAGAUAGUUGGAAAGUUCAAUGCUUUGAGCGAUCACAGGAGGAUGAGUCACGCUUCCGAUCUCUUCGACUUUCCGAAUCUCAAGGGUUUGUCGGGUGAAGAGUUGAGGAGCCAUCUCGAUGAGCUUAACUCUCGUUUAGCUGGAAUCAAGCAGCAAAAGAUAGGUUUAUUAAGAAGAGGAAACUUCAAGCCCAAGAUUAAGGAGACGGGAAAAGAUGACCAUAUUAGGGUUUCAGACAAGGGGAAUCGAUUAGGGUUUGACGAGUUGGGUUACGUCUUCCGUGGCUCUCACGAAACUGUUUCCAAUUUGGGAUCUUGUGCUGCUUCCAAGGUUUCUAGUGAUGUUGCUGUUUCGGAUCCUUCUCUCACGUUAGGGUUUUCUGGUGGCGACUAUCUUCCGGUAGAUUCAGUGCCGACCACAGAUAACUAUGGGGUUUGUGCCAACGAAGGUGCUUCGGAUCUUCGUCGGAUGGAGUUUGCUUCAACACUAUUUCCUGGCUAUGAUCGAUCAGUUCUGGGAGCCAUUGAUGAUUCUUUUAUGGCGAGCACUUACCAAACAUCCGUCACAGAUAAUAAUAUUAGGACCGUCUUCUAG
Molecule: messenger RNA, 813 nt
Organism: Capsella rubella
Lineage: Eukaryota; Viridiplantae; Streptophyta; Magnoliopsida; Brassicales; Brassicaceae
Product: agamous-like MADS-box protein AGL49
Exons: 1
Coding region: 1-813 (270 amino acids)
Biological process (GO): positive regulation of transcription by RNA polymerase II
Molecular function (GO): cis-regulatory region sequence-specific DNA binding; protein dimerization activity; DNA-binding transcription factor activity, RNA polymerase II-specific
Source: RefSeq, a predicted model, not a curated record